AUGGAUUUGCCGGAGGAAUACAUGGAACCUAUCCUUGAUGCCAUCAUGCCCAUACGUGAGGUAAAGUUGAUUCACAAAACAGCAAUAGAGAGCAGGCAGCAGCACAUGGAAGACUUCCCUUCUGCUAGUAUGAAUACGAUGCAUCUCUUGUUCAGUGGCAGUAGCGAAGAGGGAUUGUAUCUACCAGAUCUUUCCCUGGUGAGAAAACCACUGCACAGCUCCGAAUCAUCGAUGGUUUCUGCCGAUAAAGAUAUAAUGAUUGUUUGGGAAAACUGGCCGGUAAAUGAGAAACUUCGGAGAAAAGCCUUCGCUGUUUUGGAAGUGAAAGGCUCUCAUCCCGGCUACUGUCGGCUUCGCUUCAAUCCAGCGUUUUCCUCUUUGAGUCCUAGAACUGAACGGCAACCGGAACUUAGAUCAAUAGAACAUGGCGGGCUGGAUAAGAAUGGCUUCAUAUACAAUUCCAAGUUUGUCGCGACCAUGUCGAAGAAACUAAAGCUACAAAAGCAGGGAAUAUCAGUUUUCGAAGUUAUUGACCGUCCAGGGUACAAUCUUCGGACAAACCACUUGCUGCAUGGGCCAGCUUUCACGAGCAGUGUGGCUUGCUCUGGCGGCAACGACCUCUCUGUGGAUUACGUUCACUCACUCCACUGUCGCGAGUGGCCAGAGGUUGCCUCGGAAUGGAUACAUCGACACAGGCCAUCAGGGUGGCCCAGUCCGCGGCUGAUACGGGACAUUGCAAAACAGGGUUGCCAUGUUGUACCUGUUUCACAUCGGCGAAGCCAGCGGCCCAGCGUGGAAUGGCGGUUAUCUUUCUCAGAAGCGGAAGUGACGUUAGCGUUGACCUUGUCAUCAGUCCCUAGAAGGUGCUACAUCUUUCUAAAGCUGCUGCAUAUCUACAAAUUCAAAAGGCAUGGUGUGGCCUUGGUGACGUACUUUUUGAAAACCGCCCUAUUCUGGAUAUGUGAGAGCAUCAGUUUGUCGGAGUGGAAAGAGAUGAAAACAGUUGAAGGCAUUAAACGACUUUUGCAGUUCCUUCUUAACAGCUGCGAGGAACGCGCGUUACCAAAUUACUUCGCACCUCAGAACAACUUGUUCAGUGGGUUAGGCCUUGUGCAGAUGUCAAAGACAAAGGAAGCAAUCAGAGAAGUGCUAGCAAACCCAGUUCAAAAUCUCGUAGACCUUACACAGUUUUACAAUGCUUCCCAUAUGCCUGUAGAGCCGCUGAUUAGUGAGAUUGUUGGCUGCUGUUUGUCUCGUUUUCCCAGGCCAGUGAGCAGCAGUGAGCUCAGUAAAUUCCAGAGUUGUCUUCGCGGUCACGUCGUCAAUGGAUUACUCACACAGGGAGAUUCAACGUACGAAGCACUCGCGGUUGUCACUUCUUGCGAGGACAUUGAAAAACUCCCUUCUGCCACUGACUGCCUGGCUGCUUUUGAACGUUUUGUUGCAGUUGAAUCUGAUCUCGGUGGUAUUGACCUGAAGCUGCAGCUGGCUGUGAUUGCAUCAAUAUAUCAUAAUCUUGGCUGCUUGGCGUUACUGGAAAAUGACCAGGAAGCUCACAGUGGUUUUUGCCAGAAAGCCAAGAACUUGUUUGAGACGCUACUGAUACCUUCGGAUCCAAUUGACAUUCAUCAGAUCUGGAUGUUUGUGGACUACUGCAAUCUCUUGAGGUCCCUCAAAGAGUACGAUAAAGCUUUGCGAGUUGUUUAUGCAGUCAUGAAGGAACAGUCAAAUAAGAGGUACCCCAAUGUUUGUAACACUUAUGCCAACCAUAACAGCCACACAGGUGGUGACUAUUUCUCAUGGGAAGUUGAGCAUCUCGGAUCCGUCGACGUACUUUCAUUUGGAAACUUGAUGUAUGUGGCUGCAAUGUGUCAUGUUGACCGAGGACGAGAGCUUCGGGGAAACCGUCACACUGGUCAUAAAGGUGCCUGGAUCUUUGCCGGUUGGUUGGAAGAAUUUGUUCGCGAUAAAUGCAACCGAUUUCCAGCAAUAGGAGACGAGGCAAACAUCGCCAUGCUUGGAUUCUUGAUGAUGGAAAUGGAGGAACAUCAGAAAGCAAUCGAAAUGUUUAACUGGGCGUUAGAGGUCAACCCUUCCUCCCUUCAUGCGGAGGUGUACCGCGAUUUGGCCGCAGACGAGAUUAACAAAAAUCUCAAAAACAAAAAAGCUUGA
Porites evermanni is the source of this 2172-nucleotide messenger RNA. The record is from the annotation of a GenBank genome assembly. NCBI's taxonomy places the organism in Eukaryota, Metazoa, Cnidaria, Anthozoa, Scleractinia, Poritidae.